This is a messenger RNA of Biomphalaria glabrata, 560 nucleotides long. RefSeq names its product ficolin-1-like. The transcript has 2 exons. The record is from RefSeq and is a predicted model, not a curated record. The coding region runs from base 52 to 462 and encodes 136 amino acids. NCBI's taxonomy places the organism in Eukaryota, Metazoa, Mollusca, Gastropoda, Planorbidae.
UGGACGGACUUUAAAAACGGCUUCGGGACACCUUGUAAAACAGACUAUUGGAUGGGCAAUGAGAUAGUUCACCAACUCACAUCUCGGGGUAAUUUUGAAUUGAGAAUUGAUAUGGUCUUCAAUGGAAGUAGCUAUUACGCCAGAUACAAUAACUUUAAUGUUGACAGCGAAGAGAACCAAUAUGAGCUGACUUUGAAUACAUUUAGUGGAAAUGUCUAUGAUGAAUUUGGUAUCCACAACCAUAUGAAGUUUAGCACUCCAGACAGGGACAAUGAUAUUGAUGACAGGCUCUUCUGUUCCCAGAUGUUUCAAGCAGGCUGGUGGUACAUGAAUUGUCACUAUGCAAAUCUGAAUGGCCACUUUGACUCACCGACGCCGCUUAAAGGCGUCACCUGGACCGAACUUACAACAGGCAAUUAUUCACUGUCUUCUGUUGAAAUGAAAAUCAGGAAGAAGAAUUAAAUUUGGCAAAGUCGAUCGAGGCAUCUCAGAAGUGUAUUAUUUUAGAUAAAAGAAAAAAAUAUUUUUAAAUUUGUUUGAAGCAAUCAAAGUAAUUAUUG